Chlorocebus sabaeus (green monkey) is the source of this 2018-nucleotide messenger RNA. It is a transcript of the gene C9H10orf67, whose product is annotated as chromosome 9 C10orf67 homolog. Lineage: Eukaryota; Metazoa; Chordata; Mammalia; Primates; Cercopithecidae. The record is from RefSeq and is a predicted model, not a curated record.
AUUAGGCAGCCUGCUCUCCUCUCAUGAUGGCCUUGGUCCGGGAUCGCAGGGCUCAUUAUAUCAUGAGCAUAGUUAUUACAUGGGUUCACUGUUUUUCCUCCUCCCUGAGGGGGACCUUUGGCACACGCUGGGAGGCCAUGAAAGCCAAGGCCACCGAGCUGUGGCUCUGGCGCGCGCGUAGGAAGCGAGAAGCUCGGGAAUCCAAGCCCCCGCAAAUGCGCGGGUCCACGAGACUUAACAUUUCAGAUGAUUUAAAGAUUGGCUUUUUCAGCACAGACCAUGCCACUCAAACCGAUUCCAGUGAAAUACUGUCAGUAAAAGAAUUGAGUUCAUCCACGCAAAAGUUAGCACAGAUGAUGAAAUCCCUCCAGGUGGAUUUUGGGUUCCUCAAACAAUUGCUUCAGUUGAAGUUUGAGGACCGACUGAAAGAGGAAUCUUUGAGUCUCUUCAACAUUCUACAUGACAGGAUCCUAGAAAUUGAAAAGCAUUAUCAACAGAAUGAGGAUAAGAUGAGAAAAUCCUUCAAUCAGCAGUUAGCCGAUGCCAUAGCUGUUAUCAAAGGAAUGUACCAGCAAUUUUUUGAGGUAGAAGAAGAGAACAUUAAUUUGCAAGAUGCGAGUAGUGUCAAAAUAAAUAUUUUGUUAAGAAAACUGAAAGAGAAAGAAGAAGUUAUUAAAGAAUUAAAAGAACAACUAGACCAAUAUGAAGAUUUGGGAUUUCACAAAAUGGAAUCUUUUCCCAAGGAAACCAGCUCUCCAAAAUCAAACGUAGAAAAGGAAAAUUUGGAGUACAAACUGGAAAAUGAGAGGCUGCUUCAGAUCAUUUCAGAGCUUGAAGAAGAAAUCCAGAUCAAUCUAAAAGAAAAUUCAGGAUUAGAAGAUGAACUUAUAAGUAUGAAAGAGAUGGCAGAAAAGGAUCAAAAAACUAUUCAAAAGUUAAUGGAUAGUAGAGAAAGAUUAAGAGAAGAGCUUAAUUAUGAAAAAUCAUUAGUUCAGGAUGUGAUUAAUAAACAGAAAGAGGACAAGGAAAUGAGAAAAAAGUAUGGCAGCUUAAGUGUCAAGGCUGCAAAAUCAGCCAAGGGGAGAGAAGCCUCUUUGUCCCCAUGGUCCAAGUCUCCACCCAGCGCCACAGCUUCGAGGCCACAUUCUGCGACCAUGAAUAUAUCAUCUACUGGGGCCAAGAAAGCUAAGACUCCAAAGAAGGCUUUAAAGGAAGAGCAAUUUGUGGUUGAAGACAAACAAGCUUUGGAGUCUCAAAUAGAAGCAUUAAAGGCAAAUUUAGAGAACGAGAAAAAGAAGGUGGAAAGGUUUGGGAAGGAAGCAGAACGACUAAGCAAAAACUGGGAAAAGAGAUUCUUUAUUCUCAGGAACAGCUUUCAUGUCCUUAAGAAUGAGAUGUUUACAAGGCACACACUGUUUCGUCAGUUUGCAGUGCUUGCUGACACAUCCUUCAAUUAUAUUAAAGUAAAACCCUUAUUAGUGCAAUCUAGAACAACCAUAACAGGUACAUCCUCUUCAAGUCAUUGUACAUCUUCAAUAGACAGUAAGCAUGUGGAUGUAGUCAGUGAUCAGGCAUCCCUUCAACUUUCACCAAAAGGGAAGUUGUCGGAAUCCCCAAAAGAAGAGUCCUUGGAGGAAGCAUCCAUGCGCCAGAGCAGCCCCGCGGAGACUGUUGAUUAACUGAGCAGAAGCCAGGGCUGCACAGACGGGGCCACAGAAAGAGUGGCCUCACCAUCCUGGUGUAAGGUGCCUCCCUCUCAAAGGAUACUAUCUCCAAGGAUUUUCUAAACUAAGUGUUUAAUCUCUCCGGAUUAUGUACAUUAACCAGCACUGUGCUGGAAUAGACCUCAAUGCGCGCCUUGUGCGCGCUCCUUUCCACGCCUUUAAGGAAAGCGCUGACUGGUGCUGGGUGAGCAGGGCGCACCGAUCCAUUCAGGUGCUCCCGGGACUCAGAAGAGCCCAGGCGUCUAAGAGUGGGAAGGAACGGACUUUAAUUAAAAAGUUUGACUCCCUCUCUAA